AUGGAUAGUAAAACUGUUUGCAACAUACGUCAUUUGCUGCAACAAUUGUUAAGUUCAAUGAAAUUGUUACAAAGAACCGUUCAAAAGGCUCAGCACAUUUGUCGGAUUUCUCGACAACUUUCUAAUCAGGAAAAAAGUGCUCCGUUACGUCUUCUGACUUCACCAGUGCAUAAUCAACCGUCAAAAUAUGUUUCGGUUACAGAAGCUAUUUCGUUGAUUCACUCAGAUUCCAAUAUUUUUGUACACGGAACACCAAGCAGUCCUAAUGUGCUUCUUAACGAGGUAUGUCAACAGGUCAAAAGUGGAAGACUUGAUAGGUUACGAUUCAACCAUAUUUUGUUAACUGGAGAACUUCCGUGGGUAAAUCCGGAAUUUCAUGGAAAAAUUCGUUCAAACUGUUUGUUCAUUUGUGAUGCGCUACGUAACUCCGUAAAUGAAGGUUUUGCCGAUUAUACACCUGUAUUUUUAUCAGAAAUCCCAAGUUUAUUUACGACAACAAGGUUACCUGUUGAUGUUGCUUUAUGCACAGUAACUCCACCAAAUAAAAAUGGGUACUGCAGUUUGGGAGUGGAUAUUACCUGUGCAUACGAUGCCUUAAAAGCAGCCAGGAAAAUUAUCGGCAACUUUGUUUUACCUUCGAAAAAUUUUUUAGCUGUAGUCACCAAAAAACUGCCGUUCACUUAUGGAGAUACUUUAAUACAUGAGUCACAUUUUGAUGCAAUGGUCCGCGACGAUCAGCAGGAUAUCUUCACCAUCAACCCAUUAGAGCUCAAAGUCAAUGAAAAAGAAGCCGCCAUAGGCAAGACCAUUGCUGAAAAUUUGGUGGACAAUGAAGCAACUUUGCAGUUGGGAAUCGGUGCAAUACCUGAUUCAGCACUUUCUGCAAUGAAAGGUCACAAGAACUUGGGAAUACACACAGAAAUGAUGGGCGAUGGUGUAAUAGAGCUUAUUAAGCUAGGCGUUGUUAACAAUUCUUGCAAAAGCCUCCAUAAAGGCAAAGUUGUAACAAGUUUUGCCGUUGGAACUCGAGACCUUUAUGAUUUUGUCGACGGCAAUCCUGUUUUUGAGUUUCGUUCAUGCGCAUAUACUAAUGAUGUCCAAAUAAUCAGAAAACAACACAAAAUGACAGGUAUUAACUCGGCAAUUGAGGUUGACCUAACCGGUCAAGUAUCCUCCGACUCUAUAGGAACGAAAUUUUAUUCAGGGUUCGGCGGUCAGGUCGACUUCAUCUACGGUACCUCAGUAGCUGAUGAUCGCGAUGGCAAAGCAAUCAUUGCUAUAACUUCCAGAACCCCAAAAGGCGAAUCUAAAAUUGUACCGUUACUGCAUGAGGGUGCUGGAGUAGUUACAACAAGGGGUCAUGUACGAUACGUGGUUACAGAAUAUGGCAUAGCAGAGUUAUGGGGUAAAACAGUUCGCCAACGGGCCUAUGAACUGAUACGAAUUGCUCAUCCGGACUGUCGUGAGAGUCUGGAGAAAGCUGCAUUUGCCAGAUUCAAAUGUAUGCCUGCCAAGAACUAA
Molecule: messenger RNA, 1521 nt
Organism: Enterobius vermicularis (human pinworm)
Lineage: Eukaryota; Metazoa; Nematoda; Chromadorea; Rhabditida; Oxyuridae
Source: the annotation of a GenBank genome assembly